Messenger RNA from Saitoella complicata NRRL Y-17804, 1049 nucleotides. RefSeq lists its product as uncharacterized. The record is from RefSeq and is a predicted model, not a curated record. Bases 81 to 749 code for a protein of 222 amino acids. The transcript has 2 exons. NCBI's taxonomy places the organism in Eukaryota, Fungi, Ascomycota, Saitoellomycetes, Saitoellales, Saitoellaceae.
UUACCAACACACUCCCAACAAGCACUUUCCCAUCUCUACGAGUUCCAUUCUCUCUACUAAACCACCUACAAAGCAUCACCAUGGCACUCUUUAAGAUUAUCAAGUGCUCCAAGAAGACCGCUGUUACGUUUACCACCGUCACCGACACCACCACCGAAACGAAGCCCAAGAAGUCCUUCCUCGCCAAACUCGGCAAGGCUACUAAGAAGGCCCUCAUCAAAUCUGCGGAGCUGAUGCUGGUCACCAUCCCCGACGCGAUCGUUGCCGUGUGUAACGACCGUCCGGAUGCGUACAAGCCGCGGCCGAGGAGCGCGACGUGUAAGGGCGAGAUGAAGAAGAUGUUGCAGAAGCGGGAGAAGGAGGCGAAGAAGGCAAAGGGGGAAAAGAAAAGGGGCGUUAAGGUUCUCGUUGUUACGGACGUAGCCGAGAAGAGAAACUCGUUUGAUUCCGGCUACGACUCCUGCAAACGAGCUAGCACGGAUGCCCAAUCCGGUACUACCACCACGAAGAAGUCAGGCAUCUCCCACUUCACCUCCAUCCGCGCCAUGAAACGCGCGGAACUCGCUGCUUCCAGGGCCCGCUGUGAUGCGCACAAUGCCAUGGUCGCCGCCGAGUGCGAGAUCUUGGGGAUCACGAUGACCGAGUGGUUGAUGUUGCAGCACGAGAAGUCACCCGCCGCCAUGGCCGCUGACGAGAAGAGAGUGAGGUUGGAUGGUGAGCCGAGGGCGUGGCAGGCGAGGAGGUCGUAGAGCAUUGCGCUCCGCCUCUCUCUCUUGCGUGAGAAUGUAAGGAUAGAAAGCAGAGUUUGGAUUGGGUUAUGGGUUGGUUAUGGGGUAUACUUCGUCGUCGUCAUAUGGGAUUUCUUCUUUUUGGGUACACUGUUUAAUUGGCUUAUUACUGGAAUUGACUCUGGUUUCCUUGUUGACCCCCGGUUACGUAUCCGUUGACGUGCAAGAGCGCCGGCGUAGCAUUUCGAUCUCUCACAGCAACAUCCUCAAACCUCCACGUGCACUACACCAGCUGCAAUAAACCAAUCACGGCAGAGAAUG